This is a messenger RNA of Klebsormidium nitens, 741 nucleotides long. Lineage: Eukaryota; Viridiplantae; Streptophyta; Klebsormidiophyceae; Klebsormidiales; Klebsormidiaceae. The record is from the annotation of a GenBank genome assembly.
AUGCUGCAGGAGCUUUACAACAUCCUGUUCAGUCGGCGGAAGAGCAUGGGGAUCCCUGGGGCAAUGGCGGCAGAAAUGGCUGAAGAAUUAGAGAGUGGGCUGCGGCAGAUUCUUUCGGAGCAAGGGGUCCGAUCUGUGCGCCAUCUUGGCAAAAACUUCACGGAUGAGGCGGCGAUGAAGAAGUACCUCAGGUACACUGAGAGGCUGGGCAAACUGAAAACAAGGAUAGACACGAUGUGCGAGGAACUUGCGCACUCCCUCACACUGGUGGAGAGCACCAACAAGAGGUACUGUGUCCAGCAGAUAUGCUUUGCAUACGACGAACUCAAAAAGUGGUCUCCAGAGGGAGGGGGCGCCCCGGAGGGUGGGAAGGAGAUGCUAGGGAAAGAAGUGUGCAUCAUUGUUGUGGCAGGGUGCACCAAGGGGAGCGAUUACGGCACGUGGUGGUCUUGGCUGCUUGGCAGGUACUUCAAGACGCGCUUCACCAUCUUUCGAGUGGAUUUGCUGGUCAAGGGGACGCGUGAGGAGCUGCAGGACUUCUGGGCGACGUGGCACAUGGAGGAAAUGUUGCUGGAGUCAAACGGCCGGGGAGACCUCAAAGAGCAGACCAUGCACGGUGGGGACAGAGGAGAGGUUAUCAUGACAGACACGGCAAGCACACAAGAGGGGAUCACACAUCGGUUUGGCAGUCAGACAUCGCUUGUGGAAGUACAAGAAGUGGAGCAAUCAAAGAAAAGUUAG